AUGAGUCAGAACUUGGAAUCCAUCAACAAGUGGGUCAGUGAUGCAACAAAGGGAAAGAUCAGAGACUUUCUCUCCAGCAUUUCAGAAAAGGUUGUGCUAAUACUCCUGAAUGCCAUACAUUACAAAGGUGUCUGGAAAAAUAAGUUUGACCCCGGAAAUACUUCUGAAGAUACAUUUCAUGUAAACAAUGAGGAGAACACGCUGGUGGAUAUGAUGCAUGCAAAUAAGUAUCCACUGAGUUACUUUUUGUUUGACAAGUUGGAUAGUCAGGUGGCCAGGCUACCUUUUAAAGGAAACAUGAGUUUUGUCAUAGUGAUGCCUUAUUCGAUUGAGUGGAAUGUCUCAAAUAUUCUGGAUAAGCUGAAUAAGAGUGAACUUUACAGUCGUUUCCACAAGGAGAAGCCAACUUCACUGAAACUUCCAAAGUUGAAUCUAAACUUCAAGCUGGAACUUACAAGUGCUCUGUCUAGUCUUGGACUUGGCCAACUGUUCAAAAACCCAGAUUUGAGGAAGAUUUCAGAUGAUGGCUUGGUUGUGUCCAGUGUAGAACAUCAGUCUACGCUGGAUCUCAAUGAAGAAGGUGUGGAGGCUGCUGCGGCCACGGCUAUUGUGACUUCUCGCUCUCUGUCAACCUUCAAUGUCAACCGACCAUUCUUAUUCCUUCUGAUUGACGACAACACUGGCUUGGUCCUGUUUUGUGGAUAUGUUUGUGACCCCAAACCUUCCGCUCCUAGAAAGAAGAAAGAUCCUAGUUUCAACCCUGAAUUUAAACCCUUUUCAAAGGGUUCUAUACCAAAAUAG
Molecule: messenger RNA, 801 nt
Organism: Staurois parvus
Lineage: Eukaryota; Metazoa; Chordata; Amphibia; Anura; Ranidae
Source: the annotation of a GenBank genome assembly